Messenger RNA from Canariomyces notabilis, 522 nucleotides. RefSeq lists its product as uncharacterized. The transcript has a single exon. The coding region runs from base 1 to 522 and encodes 173 amino acids. The record is from RefSeq and is a predicted model, not a curated record. NCBI's taxonomy places the organism in Eukaryota, Fungi, Ascomycota, Sordariomycetes, Sordariales, Chaetomiaceae.
AUGUCGUUGGAACGGAUGCUGAACAAGCAUACCAAGGCCUGGGUUAUCGCCCGCGAGCUUCAUUUGUACGCCACCAGGACCGCCCCGAGUCUAGUGCCUGAGGUCACCAGGGUUUUCGAUUUCCCUCCGCAUGUCUUUAUAACACCCUCUCUGGAGAGAGCCCUUGCACGGGAAUUGGCGACUGAUGGAUACGUGCCUCCCGAUUUCGACGAUCUUAGGCGCCGGGUGCCGCAGCUUGACAAGUGGGAGUGGCUGGAAGACUAUGGCGACAAACUCCUGGCCGAGUGUAUCCGUAUACAGCCUGUUGCCCUGGAGAAAUGGGCGUCAUAUCGAAGCGAGGCGGCAUUGCAGCAAUCCUUAUCUGGGCACACCAUAGUCGGCAAAUCAGUCAGGCUGAGCAGAACCCGACGGUCAGUGUGGCGUCUCAAAUUGUACCCGCGGCCUGUGGUACGUGAGCGGGACAGCUUUGAUGAAUUGCCCAGCGUCUGCCUGAAUCCGAGAAGAGCGCAGCCAUCACGAUGA